UGCGGUAAUUUCUGUAAAUAUGUCGACUACUGUUCGGUAUUAUCAAACAUACUUUUAUAAUUAUAGAAAAAAAUUAUUGUAAUAGACGGAAGAGCAAAGUCGUUUGUAACAAUUGUUCUGUUGGAAGAUUUUUUGAAAAUUGAAAUAGCGACACCGUAUAGCUGAGUAAUUAGGUUGGCACGACAGCGAUAAUUCUUGAAACUGUUUGCUAUUUAGUUUGAGCCUCCAGAUGGGAACGAUGGGAGCAGAGCGCUGUGGCUGGUUUCAGUCGCGCGGCGACUUUCGAAUGCCGCGGAGCUACUCGAAUGCCUUUGCCGUGAGGAGAAGCGUUCCAGCGAUGCUCCUGCAAAUCGCCCUCGGCUCCACCAUCAUAGGUAUCGUCGGGCUCACCCUCGUCAAGAGCAAAGCAGCGAAAUGGGCCUUCAAUUGGUUCUUCAUGCAGAUCAAGUACAACGCGGUGGCUUUGCGGGGCAUCGCCGACGACUAUCUGCAAGCCAGGAAUAACAAGACAGACUUGCCGCAUAUGCCAAAUCGAGUGGCAAUCGUCACGGGAGGUUCUCGAGGAAUUGGUUUGGAAAUUGUGAAAAUGCUUCUGAAAUGUGACAUGCACGUGAUAAUCGCAUGCCGAAGGCCUGAGGCAGGUGAGAAAGCGAUAAGGGCGAUAAGAGAAUCAGGUAUUACGACCGGCGCACCUGAAGUCAUGGAGCUCGACAACGCCAGCUUGGAGUCGGUCAAACGAUUCGUCAACGAGUUCAAAAACAAUUACCAGCAACUUGAUAUUCUCGUCAACAACGCUGGUAUAAUGUUCACACCUUACGCCGAGACAAAAGAAGGCUUCGAGGAGCAGUACGGUGUGAACUACCUGUCGCAUUUCUACCUUACGAUCCUUCUGACGCCACUUCUGCGUAAAGCAGGCACAGCCGAACAUUGUUCUCGAGUCGUCAACGUAUCGUCCCUUGCUCACCUGCUCGGUGACAUUCGCUUCGACGAUAUUAAUCAUAGAGACAAUUUCCUCACUUACGAGGCGUACGCACAAAGCAAACUCGCGCAGGUACUGUCGACAAAGAGCCUCGCUAAGAAUUUCGACAAGGAGCAUUGGCCGAUUCGCAUCAACGCUGUGCACCCGGGACUCGUUAGUACCGAUCUCUUCGAUCACUCGUACCUCAGAUACUUUAAAUUCAUCGCUAAUGUUCUCUUUAAGACGCCAGCACAAGGAGCAACGUCGAUAGUAUUCGCGGCAGUUGAUCCGCGGAUGGAGCAAAAUUCUGGCCAAUAUACCAGCAAUUGCCGUGAAGUUGCUGUCAAUCCAUUAGUCAAUAAUGAAGCCCUGCAGGAUCGACUCUUUCAAUUUUCUCUCAAACAAGUUGGCUUGCACACGAUACCCACGUAGGUAGCGUGCUCCCAAAGUAUUUCUCUUUUAUAUAAAUAACUCGACUAGUAGUAUUUAUAACUAUGUUUAUUUAUUGUUGUAACGUUAGCUAUAAAUGAGUUGAUCAUUUAUCUCGUUAAAAGAAACUUAUUGUUAGAGAGAAUGAUUUUCUUUUUGUAUAUUACGAAGAAAUUUUUUGUAAAAAAUUGCGUUUGUAACUAUAGCAAAUCGUAUGACGAGGAGAAUUAUGUGUGGAGCGAUAUAAGUGAAUAAAAUC
Molecule: messenger RNA, 1646 nt
Organism: Phymastichus coffea
Lineage: Eukaryota; Metazoa; Arthropoda; Insecta; Hymenoptera; Eulophidae
Product: dehydrogenase/reductase SDR family member on chromosome X
Exons: 6
Coding region: 230-1390 (386 amino acids)
Source: RefSeq, a predicted model, not a curated record